Molecule: messenger RNA, 2287 nt
Organism: Cryptomeria japonica (Japanese cedar)
Lineage: Eukaryota; Viridiplantae; Streptophyta; Pinopsida; Cupressales; Cupressaceae
Exons: 2
Coding region: 362-1858 (498 amino acids)
Molecular function (GO): zinc ion binding; nucleic acid binding
Source: RefSeq, a predicted model, not a curated record
AAAACCACAAAUUUUUCUUAAAAACAAUAAAAAACCAAAAAAAAAACCUCUUAGAUCCUUAGAUUCACAAUAUUAAAACAAUAUCGGAAUGCCCCAAGAAAACUGAAAGUAAUAUAUUGAAAACCAGGAGGCACACCACAUUUUUACAGGGAGGAAAAUGAAGGUCCAUUGGAUUUCUAUGCAUUUAACCUCAUCUUGCCUUUACCAGUCCCAACCUAAUUAUGUCUAAGCAAGCAAACCCACUUCAAAUCCUAUUUAUGUCUAAGCAAGCAAACCCACUUCAAAUCUUUUUUGCUUUGCUGUAUUUAAAUUAGAAGACAAACCCUAUCCUGUUUUUCAUUUUUUUUUUUCGGGAAGUUGGAUGGAUAUGCAGCAUUAUCAGAAGCAGGAGAGCGUUGGAGGCUAUGGUUUAGCAGGAGGUCAAGGGUUCUACACCCUUGAAUCCCUUGAAGCCUCGCAUCAACAGCACCAUCUGUACCCGCCGGGGACUUCCUACUCCUUGCCUUCAGAUGGAACAAUACCUCCAGGGUCAUAUGCUCCUGACAUGAAGGCCCAACUAGAGCAGACUCCGCACGAUCGUUUGACAGCCUAUCAUUAUCAACAUCAACAGCAGGGUCAUAUGAGUCUUGCGGCUCAGGGCAGUUAUGGCUCGGCGCAGACUGACUUUGGCAGGGCGGGGGGCUUGGUGGCUUCCUAUGGGCGGGAUUCCUCUCUUUAUCCUCGCUUGGCCCCUGGUUCUAUUCCGCCUCCGCGCUAUGCUCCCGAGGAACAGUAUGUUCCGCAGGAAGGGCACACCCCUUGGUACCGCAACGAAACUCUUAGUGGCAGCAGCAGUGUUCUGCUACAGCAGCAGUCCUCUCUCCCCUUUUCAGCUGGCGCUGAAUUUAGGCCCUCUCAUCUUUCGUUGCCCUACCGGGGUUUACCCAUGCCAUCUUCAAAAUCUCAGGUUCUGAAUUCUGGAUCAAGUGGCAUUUUCAAAAAGAAAAUGGCAUCACAGUUCAAACACAUUCCAGCGUUUAAAAAAAAGAGUAGCAAGAUGGGGCCUCCAAAGCACCCUCAACCUGUUGUCAGUGGACCUGGAGGACCUGGGUGGUGUUCUGUCUGCGAGAUUGAAUGCAAUUCGGGGGAAGUUCUUGAGACCCACUGCCUUGGAAGAAAGCACAGACGACGAUUGGAGAAGAAGGAAGAGCUCCUAGCAUUCCAAAAAAAGGUAAAUGAAAAUCACAUGCAGCAGCCAGGCACAGGGAACAUUGAAGAGAAUCUGAAGAUAGAUGAUAAAAAUAACAUGCAUACUCCUUUGGGUAGUAUCCAGACAAAUGCUAAGAAAAAGCAAAAUGAUUUGUCUGAUAUCAAAUCUCAAGCAGAUCAGCAGCAGAUGGUAACAGUAAAGAUAGAACAUCCGGACAAGAACCAAAAUCAAGAAGGGGAAGCAGAUGCCAAAGCAUCUAAUUCUAAUCAGGGGAAAAGAAAACAAAAAGCAAAAGCAGCAGAUAACCUAGAUACCAAACGCCAAAGAUUAUUGGAUGCAGGCACUCUUAUAUCGGAUCUUAAGGUAUGCACUUUAUGCAAUGCAGUUUGUAACAGCCAAAUUGUUUUUGAGUCACAUCUUGCUGGUAAAAAGCACACUGCUCAAGUGAAAAAGUUAGAGGAAGAGGCCAAUGCUGUCUCGCAAGGUAACAAGGUAGUUGAGGAGGCUAAUGCUGUCACAGCGGGUAACGAGAUAAAGGAAGAGGCAACAGCUGAUUCACAAAGAAACACGACAGAGGAAGAGGCAAGUGGUGACUCAGAAGGUGGUGACAGCGACAAUGAAUCUAUAGCUGAUGGUGAAGUAGAUGGUGAGGAUGGGAAGGCUGACUAAAUUAGAGACCAGUGGCUAAGGAUCAUAUGAAAGAAAGUGAAUGCUUCAGUAUGAUUGGUAGGCAAGAAGAAAAGCCAGUGGUGAACAUGAGUUAGAUAAGCUAGGGAUAGGUUUCAGAGCCUUAAGGGAUGCAUUAAUAAAAUGUAAUACCUUUGCUUCCUAAGGUAUAAGAGGCUGGAAUACCCAUCAGAUUGAUUGGAUCAUUUACAUCACAUGGGUUGAGUUCUGAAGGCAAUGGUGCCUUUUUCUUUAACCUUCACUGUAUCUGAAGGGAAUGUCUUGUCUAACAUUGCAUUUGGAUUAUGAUUCAGAAUAACAUUUCUGUGGAGUUUUUAAUAGAUUCCAUAAUUUUGUUUUGCUUCUACAAGAAUUGUUUGACUUCAAUUUUCAGGAAUGGUAUAUUACAACAUUCUUUUUGAUCAUGGUUAA